Molecule: messenger RNA, 1025 nt
Organism: Camellia sinensis
Lineage: Eukaryota; Viridiplantae; Streptophyta; Magnoliopsida; Ericales; Theaceae
Source: RefSeq, a predicted model, not a curated record
AUGUAGACUAUUGGGAUGUGUAAUUUUUCUUUUUGCACUUGUUCUUUUCGUCCUAGCAAAUGCUGCCUAACUGAAGUGGAAAAAUGCCUAUCUAAUAUUCUAUCCCUGACUUUGCAGGUGAGAAAUUUGUUAUUGACCGGAUGUCUGUUUUGUGGACCUCUGUUUCUCACGUUCUGCUUCCUCAACACUGUUGCAAUUUUUUACAGUGCCACAGCUGCAUUGCCAUUUGGUACCAUUGUGGUGAUAGUUCUUAUAUGGACUCUUGUUACAUCGCCUUUGCUAGUAUUGGGUGGUAUUGCGGGGAAAAAUAGCAAGGCUGAGUUUCAGGCUCCUGUACGCACAACAAAAUAUCCUAGAGAGAUCCCGCCAUCGCCUUGGUAUCGUGGAACUCUUCCUCAGAUGGCAAUGGCUGGGUUCCUGCCUUUUAGUGCAAUCUAUAUUGAACUCUACUACAUAUUCGCUAGUGUUUGGGGUCACAGGAUUUACACUAUAUACAGCAUCUUAUUUAUAGUCUUCAUCAUUCUCGUAAUUGUUACGGCUUUUAUUACUGUGGCUUUGAUAUAUUUUCAACUUGCUGCUGAAGAUCAUGAGUGGUGGUGGAGGUCUUUCCUUUGUGGUGGAUCAACUGGUUUAUUCAUCUAUGCCUACUGCUUAUACUACUACUAUGCACGAUCAGAUAUGUCUGGUUUCAUGCAAACCUCAUUUUUCUUUGGGUACAUGGCUUGCAUAUGCUAUGGUUUCUUUCUCAUGCUUGGGAGCAUAGGUUUCCGUGCAGCACUACUCUUUGUCCGUCACAUAUACCGCUCAAUCAAGUGUGAGUAGUGUGUCAGUUGAUUAGUAUUCUAUUUCCAACUGUUAUGUCUUACAAAUAUGGGAUGGAAUCAUCCCUGGUCAAAGAGGAACAUUAGGACUUGUAAGGAGGAAGCUUGUACUAAAUACAUCUGACGUUUUGAGAAACAAUUCUUCUUCUUUUCACCUCUACAGGUUGACAAUUUAUUUACCAUGAUAUGUUUUAGUUUAGCUUC